Molecule: messenger RNA, 2839 nt
Organism: Fundulus heteroclitus (mummichog)
Lineage: Eukaryota; Metazoa; Chordata; Actinopteri; Cyprinodontiformes; Fundulidae
Gene: stxbp1b
Product: syntaxin binding protein 1b
Exons: 20
Coding region: 72-1883 (603 amino acids)
Biological process (GO): neurotransmitter secretion; intracellular protein transport; vesicle-mediated transport
Cellular component (GO): plasma membrane; secretory granule
Molecular function (GO): syntaxin binding
Source: RefSeq, a predicted model, not a curated record
GAACGGAAGCCUGCUGGUCCAGAUUAGUGCAGCAGCAGUCGGAGCUUCGCGCAGUGUGGACAGGACGCAUCAUGGCACCGCUUGGACUCAAAGCCAUUGUUGGAGAAAAGAUAAUGAACAACGUGAUUAAAAAGGCCAGAGAAAAAGGAAAAUGGAAGGUGCUGGUGGUGGACAAGCUCAGCAUGAGGAUGAUUUCAUCCUGCUGUAGGAUGACAGACAUCAUGUCAGAGGGAAUCACCAUUGUGGAAGACAUAACCAAGCGGCGGGAGCCUCUGCCCACCAUGGAGGCCAUCUACCUAAUCACACCAUCAGAUGAGUCCGUUGAGGGUCUGAUUGACGACUUCAGAGACCCGCAGGCACCGAGGUACCGAGCAGCCCAUGUCUUCUUUACUGACACAAUCCCUGACUCCUUGUUCGGACUGCUGACCAAAUCCCGUGCCUCCAAAGCCAUGAAGGCCUUGACUGAGAUCCACAUAGCCUUUCUGCCCUAUGAGUCUCAGGUCUUCUCCCUGGAUAAAGUGGAUGCCUUUCAGGAUUUUUACAGCCCCUUCAAGGCUGAUGUGAAGAAUAACAUGAUGGAGCGUUGUGCUGAACAGAUAGCCACCCUUUGUGCAACGCUCAAAGAGUAUCCUGGAGUCCGAUACAGAGGGGAGUACAAAGACUGUGCAGUUCUUGCCCAGAUGCUUCAGGAGAAACUGGAUGCAUACAAGGCUGAUGACCCCACCAUGGGAGAGGGUCCAGACAAGUGUCGCACGCAGCUACUGAUUCUGGACCGUGGCUUUGACCCUGUGUCCCCUCUCCUACAUGAGCUCACGCUGCAGGCCAUGGCCUAUGACUUGCUGGGUAUUGAAAAUGACGUCUACAGAUAUGAGACCAGUGGUAUGGGAGAGACCAGAAUGAAGGAGGUGGUUCUGGACGAGGACGAUGACCUGUGGCUGACCCUGAGACACAAACACAUCGCUGAAGUGUCAACGGCUGUAACCCGUUCUCUGAAAGAAUUUUCUGCUUCCAAAAAGAUGAACACAGGAGAAAAGACCACGAUGAAGGAGCUGUCUCAGAUGCUCAAGAAGAUGCCUCAGUAUCAGAAAGAACUCAGCAAGUAUUCAACCCAUCUCCACCUUGCAGAGGAUUGUAUGAACCGCUACCAGGGCACAGUGGACAAACUCUGUCGUGUAGAGCAGGAUUUGGCAAUGAGCACAGAUGCAGAGGGUGAGAAGAUUAAGGAUCCCAUGAGGCUCAUUGUUCCCGUCCUCCUGGAUGCCAAUGUCAGUGUGUCUGACAAGAUCCGCAUCAUCCUGCUCUACAUCUUCCUUAAGAAUGGUGUGACUGAGGAGAAUCUGUGUAAACUCCUGCAGCAUGCUAACAUCCCACCUGAGGACAGUGACAUCAUUUCCAACAUGGCCCACUUGGGUGUUCCAAUUGUUUCAGAGGGAACCACAAAAAAGCCCAAGAAACCUGAUCGCAAGGAACGGAUCAGUGAGCAGACCUAUCAGCUUUCCAGAUGGACACCGCUCGUCAAAGAUCUCAUUGAGGAUGCGAUUGAGGACAAACUGGACCCAAAGCAAUACCCAUACAUUUCUCAGCGACAAGUUUCUGCCAAAGCCAGUGCUCCUUCAAGUGCUCGCUAUGGUAACUGGCAUAAGAACAGAGGCCCCACAGAAAUGAAGACAGGUCCCAGGAUCAUAGUCUUCAUAAUUGGAGGCUUGACAUACAGUGAGAUGCGCUGUGUGUAUGAAGUCACACAGGCCAAUGGCAAAUGGGAGGCUCUGAUUGGUUCCACCCACAUCCUCACACCCCCUAAAUACCUAAAGGAGCUGCAGCACCCAGACUUCUUGGACUCCAACGCUCUACCAGAGGCCCCAGAGGAAACGCUGGCACAAUAAAAAAGAUGUUCUAAAUAUCCACAGUAAUCCUCACCCCAUUUCGCCUUCUCAAAACCCUGACAGACUUGGAGAAAGAAGAGCGGCCCAGUUAAUGUGUUCCUUCAUCAGCCCCAUAACUCAAGGCUCUGUGCCCCAGUUAAACCACCACCUCAAAUGUAGCCCUUCAUGUUGUAUUCUGUUGAGCCACUGUUACCUGAAGCUGUUAACUUAAAUGGUGAGUUUGUUGGAUUUGCUAUCCUGAGUUUUGUUGCAGCUUAUUUGUUACAUAUAGGGAGCUUUCAUGGAAUGAAAAAACUUAUCUGAACUAGUUUAGCUAAACAGGAUGGUGUGAAGAGAGCAAUUCCGUUAUUCAAAGAGAUUCAUAUGUAAAAUAAUAGUUCUAGAUCUUAGCAACCAUGCUAUAAUUGUGCAGAGUCAUCACAUUUCCUGUACAACCAUGUGUUUGUCUGAGAAAUGCCAACAUAAAGCCACUCUGUUAAUGACGGGUAUGGCUCUAGCGCCACCAUUUGGUUUGUCUUGUGUAUUGUCUCUAGAGUCAACAGUGUUUUGUUCCUGUAGUGAUGCAGUUACCUUUUAGCUCCCUGUGUUUGAUCCUUACGGAGCCCUAGAGGGGUCAUCACAAAAUGUUUUGCAUGUUGAGAGAAUGUGCGCUCAUUUUACUACAUUGUGCGCUCGUUUUACUAAAUUGUGCUCUCGUUGAACUAAAUUGUGCACUCAUUUUACUAUAUUGUGCUCUCGUUUUACUAUAGUGUGAGCUCAUUUUACUAAAUUGAGCUCUCAUUUUAAGCAUAGUAAAACGAGGGCACAAUUUAUUAAACGAGUGCACUAUUUACUCAAACGAGCGCACGAUUUACUAAAACGAGAGCACAAUUUAGUGAACAUGGUUAUAGAACAUUGUGUGCACGAUCUACUUAAACGUGGCCACAAUAUGUAAAACGUGCACUCAAUAUUGUCUU